Molecule: messenger RNA, 4108 nt
Organism: Octopus sinensis (East Asian common octopus)
Lineage: Eukaryota; Metazoa; Mollusca; Cephalopoda; Octopoda; Octopodidae
Product: coiled-coil domain-containing protein 191-like
Exons: 19
Coding region: 334-3336 (1000 amino acids)
Molecular function (GO): phosphatase binding
Source: RefSeq, a predicted model, not a curated record
AAGUGUUUGAAAUUAUACUGUUUCAUGAUUUCUGCUUAAGUAUAGGUUUAAAUAUUAUUAAACAGACAACUAUUGAUAUCCUAAUCUAUUCGCUAAAAGGAUUUUAUUUCUAAAAUCCUUUUAGUGAAUUUUAGAAAAACUAUCGAAAGUACUCAUUGACUUGCCGUAAAGUCAGACAUUUCAUCUCUAUUUCCUUAUAUUUUAUUUAUUUAGCAUUCCAGGUAAGUUUUCGGGACUUCCACCAGGACAGAGGAUAGGAAUUAGCAGAGUUAUAUAGAGCGAUAUAUAUAAACUAACGACUCUUUAAAUCGAGCAUCAACAUUUUAUUUAACGAUGCCAUUGUCAUUCUUCACUAAAAGUUUUGUUUCUAAGAAUACAGCGAAGGCUGACAAUGGGAUAAAGUCAUCUCGACGGAAAAGGCGCUUAAUCUCCAGAUCUCAGAGCAAUAUCACCCCCUCCGACAUUCAAAGUUGGCUGUCAAAUAUUGAACCAACAAUUCCAAGUCAAGGAUAUUUCCAGAACACUGAUGAUAAAUCAUAUCCUUUUUCAAGGGUCAAAUUCAAGCAGUCACUGGCCCAGAUGACUUUAGACCAGUUACGACACCAUGAUGAAGCUCAAAAAGAAGCUGAAGAUUUACUGAAUGACUGGGUCCAGAAAAGCCUUUAUGACUCUAAUUUGGCUGACAAGGACAACCUAUAUGUCAUAGAUAAUAAGGAACUGGAAGAGGUACCAUGUAAAGAUUACUUGGACAUUUACGAAACAGACUCACGUUUGGAUUUCAAUGAAGAUGAAGCACUGGAAACUGUGUUGCAAAACAUGCUUAAGAAAGAGUUGGUCCCUAAAAGGAUUUUCUCUAAUUUAGGAUUAGAUAAUUCAAAACAACAACAUGACCCUUCUGUGAAAAUGGAACUGAGGCGGCAACAGGUGAAAGAAAAUCGUUUGAAGCGAGAAAAUGACAUUAAUCAAAAAAGACAAGAGCAGCAGAUGAAAAAAGAAGCUCACUUGAAAGCUUACCAAAGAAUUAUGAAGGAAGAGAGAUUAAAAGCAAUAAAGCACCAACAAGAAGAGCGAGAGAUUCAAAAACAGAUGGCAGCUAUACGAAGACAGAUGCUGGCAGAGAAAAAGGAACAGAAAGGAAAGAAACAAGAACAAAUCCAACUUACCAAUGAUUGUCCUCAGCAACCAGCAACUGAAAUAACCCCACAUAAGAAUUUCUCCAGCAUUGAACAAUGCACCACAAUGGCUAAGACAGAACAAAAAAUGGCCAAGUAUGAAGCUUUGAAAGUCAAACAGAAAGCUAUCAACAUACAGAUUUUACAACGACAUUUUAUGGCUUGGACAAGUGUCAUAUUACAGAAAAGGGUGAGAUAUGGAAAGGUUUCUGCUCUGGCUGACUGGAAGUUAUUGCUACGUCAUUGGAAUGCAUGGAAAUCCUUGUCAAUGCAGAAUAAAAUGGAGAAAGAAUUGCAAGUUCACCAACAGAACAUGAGAGAAUGUCAAAGAAAAGACAAAAUGGCAGGUGAGCACUACAUCACAAAGUUGAUGAAGAAGUGCUUCUGGACAUGGCAACUAUACCUUCACAGAGAAAAAGAAUGCCAGCGUUUAAAACUCUCUCAGAAAGAAACCAAAGUCAAAAUGGAGAAACUCUUAAUUGCUGCUGCUUCAGGAAAAAUAAAUGUGGUCAAUUCUUUGAGCAAUUCUGAGACCAAAUCUAAAAAUUUAACCAAGAAGAAGCCAGACAUUGAGAAAUGCAUUAAACAAGUGAAAAUUUCAAGUGUUCCAUGCAAUUCUGAUGGUAGUAUUAUUGGGUGUUCACAAUUGUCAAGUGUACCAUGGAAAGCUUCAAGAAAGCUGCUGGACAUGGAAACUCCUCAAUUUUGUCAGCUUGUUGCAGGAACAAAUACUGAAACCUAUUCUUCAGAUCAGAAACAGACAACUUCUCGACCCCUGUCAGCACCAAAUAAGUUCCAGAUGCACUCAAUAGAAAGGAAAUUGGAAUUCCAAAAGAAUUUCAUGAAAGAACAACAAAAGCAGUUAAAAGAACAGAAACGAUUAAUUGAAGAAUUGCAAAGCAAUCAACGCUGUGAAAAGUUGAAGAAUGAAAUCUCAAUGAAAACGAAGACUAAUCAAGGAGUUAAUAUUAAUCCAUUGUCAUCAAUUAAAUCUGGAGGUGUGAAACAGCAGAUUCUGAACCAAACAUCAAAACAUUCUUCAGCAGAGAGUUGCUCUCCAGAGUCUCAAGUAGAAUCUCAAACAGAUUCACGGGCAGAAUCUCGGACAGACUCAUGGAUUGAAUCCCGAAUGGAAUUUUAUGCAGAAUCUCAUAUAGAGUCUAAUACAGAAAUUCAGACAGAAUCUGAAAUAGACUCUCAAACAGACUCUCGAAUAGGAUCUCGAAUCGGAUCUCAGACAGAAUCUCGAGCAGACUCUCGGACAGACGCUCGGACAGGCUCUCGCACUGAGUCAUAUGAUGAGUCUUGUCCUUCAUCUUCUACCAGAACUUCAUCUCAAAAUCGAUCUCAAAGACACCAAACAUUCGUGAGAAAUCUGGAGAAUCGUGCCAAUGAGAGAAAGCACUUAAAGAUGGAAAGGGAAGCUCGGAAGAGAAGAGAAAUGGAAGAAAAAUUGAUGAUGGAGAAAAAAUGUAUAGAGGAGUGUAUCAAGGCAGAAAAAGAUGAGAGGAGAGCUCGCGUGAAAGCAAUUGAACAGCAGAAACAUUUAGAGGAACAGAGAAAAGCUGAGCAAGAACAGAGAAUGAAAGAGUUGGAAGAAUUAAACUCAAAAGCUGAUGAUUUCUAUAGACUAUAUUUGUUGAAAAUAUAUGGAGUUUUACCUUGGAAGGAGUUUAUAGCCAAGAUACAUAACACUGAAUCUAAAGCUAUUGAAAUGGACAAAUGUAGAAUUCAGAAAAACGUUUUAAUGAGCUGGCACAACCAUGUCCAAAAAUUAAUCAAUGAGAAAACCAACUCUGCUGACAUCUUCUAUGAAAAAGCGUUAGUCAGGCGUCACUUCAUCUGUUGGAAGAAUCAUAAGAAUUACCAACUUGCCUUAGAGAAGAAAGCGAAAAAGUAUUUUGCAAGCAAUCUCUGCCGUACAGUCUUCAAUGCUUGGGUGACUUAUGCAAAUGAACAAACUAUUGCAUCAUGGGAACAAGAAGAAAUUGCCCAAAAGUUUUAUCUCACACAUCUACUUCAGAAAAUGCUGAAUUCUUGGAAACUUUUACCUGAUAUUCAAAGAAAGGAACAGGAGCGUCAUCAAAGAAAAAAUGAACUACGCCACAAAGUGGCAAUGCUUCUGCCAGACUUCUAUGCUAGUAUUGACAGUCAAGUGGAAUAACAUGGAGAACUUGUGUGUAUGUGACGGGCAGAUGUAAAAAUAUCAUCAUUUUCAUUUAAAAAGGUAAAAAGGUUUUGUCAUGUACAUUUUCCCAGCCACUGAAAAUUUAUGAAAGAAGUCCAGAAGUAUAGAAUAGUGGAUCAUAGUUAUUUGCCUCUGAUCAGAGCUUCUCAGGGGACAUGAUGAUAAUGAUGAUGAUAGUGAUGCUGACAAAAACAAUGGCAAUUAUGAUGAUGGUCAUGACUGCAAUGGCAAUAGUGAUGACAACAAUGAUAAUGAUGACGGUAGUGAUACUGCAGCUGAUGAUAACAAUGAUGAGGAUACAUGUACACGCAUGUGUACAUGCAUGUGUACACACAUGCACAAAGCAAUUCAGGAAAGCUGAGUUUGCUUCUUUGUUUUUUUUUGUAAUUUCAUUUGAGAUAAAUAGACAUUGGCUGUAAAUUGGAAUAAAUCUGUUCCAUUUCUUGUUUACCAAGUCUAUAGAAUCAUACAGCACUGUUAAAAUAUACAUACAUAUCUUUAUGCAACCAAAAAUAAAAAAUCAACCAACAGAAAUCAUUGCGAAAGUAUCAACUGAAGAAUUUUCAUUCAAUGGUGGUGCCCCAGCAUGACCACAGGUCACAGGCUGAAAGUGGUGAAAGAGUAAAAUAAUAAUUCCAGCUUAUAGUAAGGAUGGAAAAAAAAUAUUUCCUGACAUUCAAGAAAUAUUUACUUUGUAUGUUCUUAAUUUUAAUACUGAAAUAAACGAAGCAUUAAUUUAUUGAAACUC